AUGAACAAAACCCGGCUGGGGUCGCCCCGAGCGUGUCGCAGCCCGAGUGCUUUCAGUUACUCCAGGCUGCGGGGACAGGGUAGACGGGAGGGUCGGAGCCGGGGCGGCCGGCGGCAAGGAGCGGGCGGCGGGGAGCGGGAGAGCGGGAAGGAGACCGAGGAGGGGGCCGCGCGCGCGCCCCAGAGCCCUCCUUGCCCCGAGGCUUCGCCCUCGCCUCUCCCCGGGGCCGGCCCCCCGGCCGGCCGGGCCGCGCCCCCAGCUCCACGCCCCGGCGGCGCCUCCGCUUCUAGGCCGCGCCCCCGCCGGGCCUGCGAGGCGCAGGGCGCGACGGGCGCGCCAUGGCAGCGGCAGCAGCCGGAGCGGCCGGGCCCUGAGGCGGCGGCGGGGCCCGAGAGCCGGCCGGCGAGUCCCUGCGCCGCAGCCCCGGAGGGCGGGACCGAGCCGCGUGUGUCGGCGACUGGGUCGGCGACGGCCGAAGCCGCGGGGGCAGCCGCGAUGGCGACCCAGGAGGCGGCCGGUCACGACCCUGGCACCGCGGCGCCCCCCGACGGCAGGAAAGAGACCCUGCGCCUGCUGGACGAGCUGCUGGCCGAGUCGGAGGCCUGGGGCCUGGUGGAGCCGACCCCGCGCGGCCCAGCCCGGCCCGGAUCUCGCCCCGCCACGGGCGCCGGGAGCGCGGAAUCCCCAGAACAGAGCGCAGGAGACCACCCAGGGAGCAGCAGUGUCUCCGAAGCCCCGGGCAGUGGUCACAAGAGGCCGGAGAGGCAGUCGUCCAUCUCCUACGACUACGCGGAGGAGGAGCUGAUGGCGAGCAUUGAGCGCGAGUACUGCCGCUGAGGCCGCCCGCCCGCCCGCCCCCACGUGUGGCUGCUCCUGUGUCCUUCACAACCGACCCUGUCACAUUCCACUCAGACGGCGCUCGCAUGGCCACUGUGAGCGGCCGGGUAGAAGGGUGUGCAGGUCCGCAGCUGUCCCCCCAUGUCCCCAGAGGAUGCCGGUCCAGCCAGGGAAUGUUGUUGAAAUGCAGGUCCCAGCCGGGCCCAAGCUGCCGGAGCCCCUGCUGCACCGUGGGGAGCGAGGAUUUGAGCCUAAGCUUUAGGCCUCUGGCUCUUCCUCUCGGCACUGGAGCUGCUCCGGGCCUCAGCUGCCCGCCUGGGCUGGGUGACACAGACCCCGGUGCUAGGCCUGGCCUUGCAUUAACUAGCAGUGGGAUGUAGAGCUCCUCACUUCCCCCUCUGAGCCUCAGUUUCCCUCUCUGGAAAAUGAGCCCUGGAGGCUCUUUGAGGCCCUCCCCAGCUCUGACAAUCUGGGCUCACACAAAUCCAGGCUGUCACCGUCCUUCCCCCAUGGCCCUGGGGCGCAGCGCUGCCUUCCCUGCUGGGCGUGAGCACCUGGGCCCCACCUGGAAGCGUCUCUAAGCCCCCUGCUGGCUACUUCUCCCCCCAUGGUCAGCCCGACUAGGGCCUGUGGGACUUCGUAAUGCUCUCCCUGCCUGCGUGGAAGGAACAAAUCACAGCAGCGAGGCCAGAGAGCCUUCUUAGCAAGUUGCCGGCUGUCAGAGGAGAAAACUGACUUGCCAGGGCGCCCUGGGAGUCCGAGGCGGGCCCUGCUGGAAG
Messenger RNA from Microcebus murinus (gray mouse lemur), 1616 nucleotides. RefSeq names its product cystin 1 (gene CYS1). The record is from RefSeq and is a predicted model, not a curated record. NCBI's taxonomy places the organism in Eukaryota, Metazoa, Chordata, Mammalia, Primates, Cheirogaleidae.